Molecule: messenger RNA, 2865 nt
Organism: Ictalurus furcatus (blue catfish)
Lineage: Eukaryota; Metazoa; Chordata; Actinopteri; Siluriformes; Ictaluridae
Product: NADH-ubiquinone oxidoreductase chain 5-like
Exons: 2
Coding region: 239-1468 (409 amino acids)
Source: RefSeq, a predicted model, not a curated record
CAAUGCUAAGCGGAACAGUAUAAAUAAACAUGUAUUUCAGUAUUUUUAGCAUACAUGUAUAUUUACUAUCAUUGCUGCUCUUCCAGAUCAUUGGUUAGUGAAAUCAGCUUGAAAUAAUUUAGACUGGUGAUUGCUGUUUAUUGAUAAUGAUGUUAUAUGGUAUUCAUGAUAUGUACUGUGGUAUGUAUUGUGUGUACUGUGGUAUUUAUUGUGUAUACUGUGGUAUGUAUUGUGUGUAAUGUGGUAUUUAUUGUGUGCACUGUGGUAUUUAUUGUGUGUAAUGUGGUAUUUAUUGUGUAUACUGUGGUAUUUAUUGUGUGUAAUGUGGUAUUUAUUGUGUAUACUGUGUUAUUUAAUGUGUGCACUGUGGUAUGUAUUGUGUGUAAUGUGGUAUUUAUUGUGUGCACUGUGGUAUUUAUUGUGUAUACUGUGGUAUUUAUUGUGUGUAAUGUGGUAUUUAUUGUGUAUACUGUGGUAUUUAUUGUGUGCACUGUGGUAUUUAUUGUGUAUACUGUGGUAUGUAUUGUGUGUAAUGUGGUAUUUAUUGUGUAUACUGUGGUAUUUAUUGUGUAUACUGUGGUAUUUAUUGUGUGUAAUGUGUGUACUGUGGUAUUUAUUGUGUAUACUGUGGUAUUUAUUGUGUGUAAUAUGGUAUUUAGUGUGUAUACUGUGGUAUUUAUUGUGUGUAAUGUGGUAUUUAUUGUGUAUACUGAGGUAUUUAUUGUGUAUACUGUGGUAUUUAAUGUGUGCACUGUGGUAUUUAUUGUGUAUACUGUGGUAUUUAUUGUGUGUACUGUGGUAUUUGUUGUGUGCAAUGUGGUAUUUAUUGUGUGCACUGUGGUAUUUAUUGUGUGUACUGUGGUAUGUAUUGUGUGUAAUGUGGUAUUUAUUGUGUGCACUGAGGUAUUUUAUUGUGUAUACUGUGGUAUUUAUUGUGUGCACUGAGGUAUUUAUUGUGUAUACUGUGGUAUUUAUUGUGUGCACUGUGGUAUUUAUUGUGUAUACUGUGGUAUUUAUUGUGUGUAAUGUGGUAUUUAUUGUGUGCACUGUGGUAUUUUUUGUGUAUACUGUGGUAUUUAUUGUGUGCACUGAGGUAUUUUUUGUGUAUACUGUGGUAUUUAUUGUGUGCAUUGUGGUAUUUAUUGUGUUCACUGUGGUAUUUAUUGUGUAUACUGUGGUAUUUAUUGUGUGUAAUGUGGUAUUUUUUGUGUAUACUGUGGUAUUUAUUGUGUGUACUGUGGUAUUUAUUGUGUGUACUGUGGUAUUUAUUGUGUGUAAUGUGGUAUUUUUUGUGUAUACUGUGGUAUUUAUUGUGUGUACUAUGGUAUUUAUUGUGUGUAAUGUUGUAUUUUUUGUGUAUACUGUGAUAUUUAUUGUGUCAGAUUACUUUUUCAUUAUUGGUUCAUUCCAUGUAUUUUACAUUAUUGUGCUUUUUAUACUAUUGUUUCGUAAAUGUUGUAUAAGAUGAUAGCAAUUUCCCACAUAACGUCUUGUUUGCUUUGCACUGUUCUGUCCUAUUACAUCCCGUCCUCUGCUGUCCUGUCUGGGCCUGUUCUGUCCGGUUGAGUCCCGCCCUGGUCAGUCCUGUCCUGUUCUGUUCAGUCAUGUCCUUGUCCUUGUUCUGUCCAGACGUGUUUAACCCAAAAGUGCCAUAUAAAACUGUUCUCGUAGUCUGGAUCUGUUAUGCCCUGUCCUGCUUUACCAUGUGAUGUCCUUGUCCUGUCCUGUAGUGUUUAGUCCUGCCCUAUCCUUUUUUAUGCUAUCAUGUGUUGUUCCAACCUAUCCUAUCCUAUCCUAUCCUGCUGUCCAAUCAUAUCUGAUUAUGUGCUGUCCUGUCUGAUCCUAUCCUAUCCUAUCGUAUACUUUGCUGUUUGAUCCUAUCCUGCUGUCCAAUUCUAUCCUAUCAUAUACUUUCCUGUCUGAUAUUUUCCAUUCCUUCUGUCCAAUCCGAUCCUAUUGUGUGCUUUGCUGUCUGAUCUUAUCCUAUCCUUCUGUCCAAUCCUAUCCUAUCAUGUUCUGUCCUGUCUGAUCCUAUCUUAUCCUAUCCUAUCCUGCUCUCCAAUCCUAUCCUAUCGUAUGCUUUCCUGUCUGAUCCUUUCCUAUCCUUCUAUCCAAUCCGAUCCUAUUGUGUUUUCCUGUCUGAUCCUACCAUAUCCUGCUGUCCAAUCCUAUCCUAUCAUAAGCUUUCCUCUCUGAUCCUAUCCUAUCAUGUUCUGUCCUGUCUGAUUAUAUAUUAUCCUAUCCUAUCCUGCUCUCCAAUCCUAUGCUAUCGUGUGCUUUGAUGUCUGAUCCUAUCCUAUCCUAUCCUGCUGUCCAAUCCUAUCCUAUCAUGAACUUUCCUCUCUGAUCCUAGCCUAUCCUUCUGUCCAAUCCGAUCCUAUCAUGUGCUUUCCUGUCUGAUCCUAUCCUAUCCUGCUGUCCAAUCCUAUCCUAUCAUGAACUUUCCUCUCUGAUCCUAUCCUAUCCCUCUGUCCAAUCUGAUCCUAUCGUGUGCUUUCCUGUCUGAUCCUAUCCUAUCCUGCUGUCCAAUCCUAUCCUAUCGUAAGCUUUCCUCUCUGAUCCUAUCCUAUCCUAUCCUAUCAUGUUCUGUCCUGUCUGAUUCUAUAUUAUCCUAUCCUAUCCUGCUCUCCAAUCCUAUGCUAUCGUGUGCUUUGAUGUCUGAUCCUAUCCUAUCCUAUCCUGCUGUCCAAUCCUAUCCUAUCAUGAACUUUCCUCUCUGAUCCUAGCCUAUCCUUCUGUCCAAUCCGAUCCUAUCAUGUGCUUUCCUGUCUGAUCCUAUCCUAUCCUGCUGUCCAAUCCUAUCCUAUCAUGAACUUUCCUCUCUGAUCCUAUCCUAUCCCUCUGUCCAAUCUGAUCCUAUCGUGU